AUGCUCGAUGCUCCAAUCCUCCAUAUAUCUUCUGACGACGAGUUUCUGAUUGGCGAAGAGAUGUCGCAACGGAGAAUAACGGUCGGUCGAGAACCUCCGAAAAUCGCUUACUUUCGAAAUUUCGCUUCGCAAAAUAUACAGCGCGGAAAGUCACACAAAAAACCAACAAUGGUGUGGCAGAAGGUGCUUGGGCUUGCCGCCCUUUUGGCUGGUUCCUUCGACCAUGUUAGUGGACAAGAGUUUUAUUCCCCUGGUCACUUUGACAUUGUGGAAAAGUUCAGCAAUCUAGAUGAUUUUAAUAACGAAAAGGUGGCAUUUGGCGAUGUUAACCUUGCGAAUGCUCCCAUGUUCCGAGGUGCUCCUCAUAUGCCGGGACAAGGUGGAUGGCCUACCAUUCGUUAUUACAAUGAAGAAACUGGACCUGAUGGAGGAGCGUACACCAAGGUCACACAAGAGGCCAUGUGUACUGAACUUGGAGAUCGCAUGCGUAUGAUUGACUAUGUCGAAUCCUAUGGCGACACUGUGCUGUGUGGCCUGGAUGGUACCAAUUGCAAUGAGCAAGAACUAAAGUACUUGGAGAAGUACAAGGAGAAGGAUAAAGCCGACCUUAAGGCCCAGCUCCAACGUGUCGAAGAAAUGUUGGAAAAACCAAUGAAAGACACCUUGCGUCUAUGGGCAUACCGUAGAAUGCGUAUCCUGAAACACCUGCUCUCAGCAGGAGUUUUCGACUCACCUGAACUUUAG
Messenger RNA from Cylindrotheca closterium, 744 nucleotides. Lineage: Eukaryota; Bacillariophyta; Bacillariophyceae; Bacillariales; Bacillariaceae. The record is from the annotation of a GenBank genome assembly.